Triticum dicoccoides is the source of this 1370-nucleotide messenger RNA. RefSeq lists its product as uncharacterized. Bases 140 to 949 code for a protein of 269 amino acids. The transcript has 5 exons. Lineage: Eukaryota; Viridiplantae; Streptophyta; Magnoliopsida; Poales; Poaceae. The record is from RefSeq and is a predicted model, not a curated record.
AGACGAGUUCGAUGCAGGCGCAGAAACGAUAAGCUCCAUCAGUGGCUGGCUCCGCUUGGCCCUGAGCCCUCUGUCACUCCAUGAGUCCAUGUCCAUGAACAGGUAAAGCCGCUGCGUCCUAGAAGAUCCAGGCGAUGGGAUGAGGCCCACCGCAGCAGCAGCCAAGCCCUCCUUCCUCCUCGCCAGACACCAACCAUUCCCGUUCCCGGAAUCAUCAAGGGCAGCAGCAGCAACCGAUCCAUGCAAGCCGCCCAAGAAGUCGAGGCGCGCUGGCCGGUCAUGGCGAGCCGCGUCGGCAGGCAGCGAUGAGCGCGGCCAGUCCGUGUCGACGGUGGCGACGACGCCGUCGGGGAGGCGGGCCCGGCUGUCGGCGCGGCGGCGGGAGAGCAUCAGGCUCCUGGACGUGCUGCCGGGCCAGGGCGGCAUCGGCGAGUUCCUGCGGCACCCCGCCGGCGUGGAGUCCCUGCUCAACACCCGGGCGCUGCAGAGCUUCGCGCCGGUGGAGCCGGAGUCGGAGUCGGGCCCGGCCGGCGCUUUCAGGUGCACGCUGCACCCCAUGGGCUUCCUCGGCUUCCAGGUCGCCCCGGUCCUGGACCUCCGCGUCACCCCGACCGGCGACGACUGCACCGUCGAGAUGCUCUCCUGCAGGUUUGAGGGUUCGGACUCGAUCGAGCAGCAGAAUGAGCUCUUUUCAGCGGUUAUGACGAACCGAAUAACAUGGGGAGACAAUGGUGAUCAGGAGCCAUGCUUGGACAUCGAUGUCAAUCUGGAGGUCACACUGGAGGUGUACACGAAGCCAUUCAGCUUGCUCCCGCUGUCGGCAGUGGAGAAACCAGGCAACCUGCUGAUGCAAGGGCUGCUUGACAGGCUUGUCCCGAUGCUGGGUGAGCAGCUGCUGAGGGACUACCACUCCUGGGUUCAGCAGCAGGCCCAGUCUUCGUCCUCAUGAGCGAGCGACUGCCCAAAGUCUGAAAAAAACACUACCUACCUAGCAGAUUCCUGGGAUUCAUGGCCGGGGCGGCUUUCAUCAAAUCCACCUGGCAGCAGCACCAAGAAAGAAUCACGAGGACGCGGCAUGGGUUAAUUUGUCGAUGCUUGCAUGAUAUAAGAAAGAAUCGUUUACUGUACAUCCCAUCCUAACCUUUGAGAGAAAUCAUUCGAAUUUCGAAAAGGUUGUGCCUAGCUAACUUUUGACCCAUGUACCACACAUCUACUAGAAAACUCGUGCUGCACAUUAGCAUGAUGUUGAAGGUUCUGGUUGUUGUUAUUGCAUUAGUCUCAAUGUAAUACUAGUAGAUGUUACAUUACACAUGUUCAAACAGCAUGAGGUUUUCCCUCAAGAAAUUGCAGUGGUUGAAACUUCUCUAGUA